CUGGGUGGAGGAGCUGCACGCGGGACCAGCAAAGUCUCCUCAGACAGUGACAGCCAGGAGUCUUGCAGAGACAAGAGACAUCAGGAAAAACAGAGGAUCAGAGCUGAGAGGCGCAGAGGCUAGGCCCCUCAAGAAACCAAGGUGACAGCCAAGGUACAAGGUGUGGGGGCAUGGAGCCACUGCGCAGCAGGAUUUGCAUGUUGGUGAGCAGGCUUUGGACCGUCAUCAGCAAGGCUCUGUUUGCAGAGUUCCUGGCCACGGGGCUGUACGUGUUCUUUGGCGUGGGUUCAGUCCUGCGGUGGCCCUCAGCACUUCCUUCUGUGCUGCAAAUUGCCAUCACCUUCAACCUGGCCACUGCCACAGCCGUGCAGGUCUCUUGGAAGACAAGCGGGGCCCAUGCCAACCCUGCUGUGACACUGGCCUUCCUCGUGGGAUCCUAUAUCUCGCUGCCCCGGGCUAUGGCCUACGUAGCUGCCCAGCUCACAGGGGCUACAGUGGGGGCUGCUCUGCUCUAUGGACUCACACCUGGAAACGUCCGAGGGACCCUGGGGAUCAAUGUGGUCCAUAACAGCACCUCCACUGGCCAGGCGGUGGCAGUAGAGCUGAUUCUGACCCUGCAGCUAGUGCUCUGUGUCUUUGCUUCUACGGACAAUCGUCAUGCAAGAGGCUCUCCAGCCGCCAUGAUCGGGACCUCUGUGGCUUUGGGUCACCUCAUUGGGAUCUACUUCACUGGCUGCUCUAUGAACCCAGCGCGCUCCUUUGGUCCUGCUGUCAUCGUGGGAAAGUUCACAGUGCACUGGAUCUUCUGGGUGGGACCCUUGACAGGGGCUGUUCUGGCUUCAUUGAUCUACAACUUCAUCCUGUUCCCUGACACCAAGACCGUGGCCCAGCGACUGGCCAUCCUCAUGGGUACCACAGCAGAGGAGAAAGUUGUAGAGGUGCAGCCUGAGAAGAAAGACUCCCAGUGUAAUUCAGAGGACAUCGAAGUGAGCGUGUGACCCAGCAUAGCCCUUGGCACCUCAGGCACCAUUGUAUCAUCUGACUUGAGAUUUUCCUAGUGGGCAAAUUACAAGGAGGAAUUACAAGGGGGAAUACAGAAGCU
Molecule: messenger RNA, 1102 nt
Organism: Dipodomys spectabilis (banner-tailed kangaroo rat)
Lineage: Eukaryota; Metazoa; Chordata; Mammalia; Rodentia; Heteromyidae
Gene: Aqp6
Product: aquaporin 6
Exons: 4
Coding region: 171-998 (275 amino acids)
Biological process (GO): transmembrane transport
Cellular component (GO): plasma membrane; apical plasma membrane
Molecular function (GO): water channel activity; nitrate transmembrane transporter activity
Source: RefSeq, a predicted model, not a curated record